GGCGCGCAGAGGCUACUUAGGAGCCCUGCGGGGCCCGUCAUGGCAGCGGCUGCGGUGCGGUUGGUGCGCCGAGGAGCCGCCGGCGUCACCCAGGGGCUGCUGCGCGGGCGGGCGAGGAGCAGAGGAAGCGGCAGAGAGGUUUUUGAAAAGUUAACUGUUUUAAGAAGAGGCCUUACACUGUCAUUGGGGACCUUUGUGGGUUAUGAAGCUUUUAAUUUGAUUUCUUGUGUUACUGAAGUGCACGCAAGUUUCAAAGCUGAAGAAAUCUUAGAUCAAGCAGACUACCUGUAUGGGAGUGGGGAAACUGAAAAGCUCUAUCAGUUGCUGGUCCAGCACAAAAACAGUGAGGAUGCAGAAUUACUGUGGCGUCUGGCACGAGCAUCUCGCGAUCUAGCCCAGCUUAGUAGAACAUCUGCAGAGGAGAAAAAGCAACUGAUUUAUGAAGCUCUUGAAUAUGCAAAGAAGGCACUAGAAAAAAAUGAGUCAAAUUUUGCAGCCCACAAGUGGUAUGCUAUCUGCAUCAGUGAUGUUGGGGAAUAUGAAGGAAUUAAGGCAAAGAUUGCAAGUGCUUUUAUUAUCAAGGAACAUUUCCAGAAAGCAAUCGAACUGAAUCCCAAAGAUGCUACUUCAGUUCACCUUAUGGGCAUUUGGUGUUACUCUUUUGCUGACAUGCCAUGGUACCAAAGCAAAAUAGCUGCAGUGCUAUUUGCUACACCACCAAGCUCCACCUAUGAAGAGGCCCUUCACUACUUUCAGAUGGCUGAAAAAGCUGAACCAAACUUCUACAGUAAAAAUUUGCUGUAUCUAGGGAAGACGUACUUGAAGUUAAACAACAAAAAGAUGGCCCUUUUGUGGUUAACAAAAGCCAAGGAAUAUCCAGCACACACAGAGGAGGAUACGCAGGUAGGAAAAAUAAGAACUGUGUGAAAAGUCCUGUGAUAUUUCAGUGGUUGAACAUAUGUAAAAACAAUUUCAGACUAAAGUGAAGUUUGUAGCUAUGUUUGGAUUCCAGCAAAUCCUGUUGCUUUAGUAACUGCAUGUCUCAGAAACAUUGCUUUUUCAUUAGUUUAAUUUGUGUUCCUUACAUGGUAUUUUCUGGCAUUGAUGCAUAUUAAUUCUUAAUUAAUGGUACUGUUGCAGUUAAAAAGAAUCCAGAUUGUUGUUGGAACCAACAAGACACUGACAAGUCUGAGAUUUGUGAGGGGAACUCUUAACAGAGUCUGAUUUGGGGACAGAUUGAAAAUGGAAUAAAUCAGGCUUUGAUGUAGAAUCAAGUGGUUGAACAAAGCUGAGUUAACCACACACAGUCACUAUGCCUUUAUUCUUGUUGAUGUCGGUAUGCUUUGGAGCCACCUGUCCAGUUAGAUCUCUCAUGCUAAAGGAGUGAAUGCUGAUUACUUCACAAUGUUUAGAAAGUUGUCAUAUAAACAUGCAUAUUCUGAAAGCAACUAUAGCAAGUA
This is a messenger RNA of Gavialis gangeticus (Gharial), 1460 nucleotides long. RefSeq names its product regulator of microtubule dynamics 1 (gene RMDN1). Gene Ontology annotation, molecular function: microtubule binding. The transcript is spliced from 9 exons. Bases 40 to 927 code for a protein of 295 amino acids. The record is from RefSeq and is a predicted model, not a curated record. NCBI's taxonomy places the organism in Eukaryota, Metazoa, Chordata, Crocodylia, Gavialidae. Gene Ontology annotation, cellular component: cytoplasm; mitotic spindle pole; spindle microtubule.